CCUUCCCCUCUCAACCACAAAUUACUGAAUAUUAAGGAAGGCACAGUCCGUGGACUGCUUUCUGACUCAGCAGGGGAAUUAAAGCGACUCUGCAGCUGUUAGGAAGAAAUUUCAAGUUUCCCUUUCCAAAGCCUAACAUAAGCAUUCCUAAUGGCUAAUGAGGCUCAGCCUUGCCCAUGUGACAUUGGGCAUAAGAUUGAAUAUGGAGGCCUGGGAUGUGAAGUGCAAAUUGAGCACAUCAAAGCUUAUGUUAGCCAACCACCAUCCAACACAGACAAAGCUGUGAUUGUUGUUCAAGAUAUUUUUGGCUGGCAGAUGCCCAACACCAGAUAUAUGGUUGAUAUCAUUGCAGCCAAUGGAUACACAGCAAUCUGCCCAGACUUCUUUGUAGGGAAAGAACCUUGGUGCCCAUCUGAUGACUGGUCUACCUUCCAAGAAUGGAUGAAAACAAGAAAUCCUAGAAAUACUGAUAAAGAGGCCAAUGUUGUUCUUAAUUAUCUGAAAGAGAAGUGUCAUGCCCAGAAAAUCGGUAUUGUUGGAUUCUGUUGGGGUGGAAUUGUUGUACAUGAUUUAAUGAUGAAAUACCCAGAAUUAAAAGCAGGUGUCUCAGUCUAUGGCAUUAUCAGAGAUUCUGAAGAUGUAUAUAGUUUGAAGAAUCCUACCCUCUUUAUUUUUGCAGAGAACGAUGCUGUAAUUCCUCUUGAGCAAGUCACUCUGCUGACACAGAAGCUUAAAAAACACUGCAAAGUUGAUUAUCAAGUUAAAAUAUUUCCUGGGCAAACUCAUGGAUUUGUGCAUCGCCAGAGAGAAGAUUGGAAUCCUAAAGAUAAACCAUAUAUUGAAGAAGCAAGAAAGGAUCUUAUCAACUGGCUGAACAAAUAUAUUUAGCCAGUAGCAAGAUAUAGCUUUUUCAAAUUACUUUCUUCCAAAAUUGAAUUAUUUACAAUUGACUUUCAGAAAUCUGGUGGUUCUAAAUACAAAUUUUACCUAGAAAUUUUAACUUCUAUUUCAAAAUUAUAUGCCUCAUUUAUUCAUUUAACAGUUAUUCUCUUCGUGCUUUAUAUAAUAAACAUAGCAGGAAAAAUAGAAAAAUGACUCUCCUCUUUAUACAAAGACAUCAUUUCUUCUUUGCAGUGAACUUAAAACUAUGUUAAAAAGCAACCUAUUACACGAAAAUUAUUACCCAAAGGUAUUUAUAAAAGAGAAUGUUUGAUUUGUAGAACUUUUGAGUAACAAAGUGAAGUGACAAACUUUUUAGGAGACCUUGGACAGGGUCAACCUGCCUGAGUAUAAAUUUAUCAUGACCUUUCAACUGUUAUUGCCUUGCUUAUAGCAUUUUUUUUUAAUAAUUCAUAUUUACAAAAAGUUUUUUUUAAAACCAUAGAUCUCAUAGCUAUGCAAGGAGUUAUGACAGUUUCUAUAAAUUUCUAGGUACCCAGGUGCUACUGAAUAUACUAAUAUUCUGUCUUGUACUUUGGGCCUCAUGUCAGAGAAAUGAGUGCAUUGCUAGAACAUCACAUCACUGGAAAUUUAGUGGGUGGAGAAGGAAAUGGCAGAUGAGUCCACUUUAUGAAAUGAUCAUAGCUUGCAAACAAUCCAUUUACAAUCUUGAUGAAAAUUAAGUUUAUUAUGAUAAUCAUCCAGGACCAUGCCUUUUGAUUAUUACAAAUAGCCAUCUGUGAAAAACAAAAAGAAAACUGAAACACUCAGAACAGACUAAAAUAUAGUUUUAAACAAAAUUUUAUCCCAAUUUUAUGAAUUACCUAUUUGAAUUCUGAAGAUUUUGGGGGGCUAAUCAAUUUUUAGUCUAGGACUUCAAUAACCUUCAUCUAGAUAUUUAAGUGUUCAAUGUGUACACCUGCAUUUAUUUAUAUGAAAACCUUUAUUCUCAAAACUUUUAUCUGCCAUGUAAUUUUAAUAACACACACACACACACACAAGGUAAGCAGAAGCAUUCAUAUUUCACAGAUGUGUAAAUUUAAGCUGUGUGUGUGCACGAGCAUGCAUGUAUGCAUAAGAUCAAUUGAUGGUCACAAGUGAAGGAAACAAUUAUGAUCCUGUCCAAUGUUCAAUGCUCUUCUGUCACUACUUUUGGUUCCUGAAUGCUAUAUUUUACUAAAUAUGUAUACUUUUACCUCCUCCGCUUUUGAGUGCUAGGGAAGUAAAGAAAGAGGAAGGGAAAUAAAGGUAGAGGAUUCCCAAGUCUGGAGUUGAAAGGCUUCUUUGGAUAGUAAAUACUGUGCUUUAACCAAAA
Messenger RNA from Sarcophilus harrisii (Tasmanian devil), 2254 nucleotides. RefSeq names its product carboxymethylenebutenolidase homolog (gene CMBL). The record is from RefSeq and is a predicted model, not a curated record. Gene Ontology annotation, molecular function: hydrolase activity. Lineage: Eukaryota; Metazoa; Chordata; Mammalia; Dasyuromorphia; Dasyuridae. The transcript is spliced from 6 exons. Bases 151 to 888 code for a protein of 245 amino acids.